GGAAAAAACAAAAAAAAAACGACCACAGAAGCCAACAAAAGUUACAAAACACCUCGUUACAGCAAUGGCGAGCAACAGCGGGGUAGGAGAAAUCGAGGAGACGGAGGCGGCGGCGCCGCUACUGCAGAACACCGAGGGGCCGGAACCAGUUCUGAGGAAGAACCGGUCCGUCACAACAAGUGUGCCGGAGGCGGAGGUGCACAUCUACAGUAGAGGGAAAGGCCCGAUCGAUGUCAUCAAAAUGGGGUUGGGUGGGUGGGACCAGGACCAGCUCGAGGUCCGAGAAAUCCUCGACAAGUACGGCUUCAAAACGGCCUACGCGUUCACGCCUGGAUCGGGUCGGGGCCUGCCGAUCCGGUUCAACCCGAGGAAUGGCCGCUCAAUGCUCACGUACAAAGAUGGCGCUCGUGUUUACGUCGACGGCGAGCCUAAGGAUUCGUUGCUCAAGCCCAUCACCAGAAUAAUACUAAGCGUGGCAUUGAUAACCAUCAUCAUAGUCUUCGCUAUGAAGGAGACACCAGUGUGGGCGAAAAAUCUGCAGUCCUCAGUCGGUCCAAUCCCACCGUGGGUUCUAGCGUGUGUAGUUAUCGUCUUCACACGAAUGAGGAAGAGAACCAAGAGUUUUCUGGAGAAAUACCUCUAGCCAAGCCUUGAGACGACUCUUCACUCGAACCGAGACAAUCUUACGUCCUGUAUUAUUUUGACUUGCACAUCUCAUGUAAGAUCAUAGUAUCAUGGUUUUGCUCUCAUCUACUGUAUGGGCUACAUAAAUUUUGUGCUGUAGAUUAUUUCCACCUAACUGAUAUGUUAAGCAACCUCUGUUUCAAUAUGUUUGUGCUUCUGUGACAAAAACUGAAGCUGUGAAACACGAUUUACCAAAUAACAAUAAUUACAGGUUUCAUUGAA
Messenger RNA from Salvia miltiorrhiza (redroot sage), 906 nucleotides. RefSeq lists its product as uncharacterized. The record is from RefSeq and is a predicted model, not a curated record. The transcript is spliced from 2 exons. Lineage: Eukaryota; Viridiplantae; Streptophyta; Magnoliopsida; Lamiales; Lamiaceae. Bases 65 to 643 code for a protein of 192 amino acids.